AUGUGGGCUCGCACUGUUUCAGUUGUACGUCUUAUCCUGGCCUUGCUGUUUCCAUUCAGUCCACAGGCGGUGCAAUUGUUCAAGGAAUUGACCUUAAAGGAUGCGGAUGCCGCACUUAGUACCGAAUUGGACAAGCUGGUGGACACCAUCCCGGAGUCGAAUGUGGACAGUCGUUUGCGGUUCCGGAAAGAGAUGGACGGUUUUCACGAACUAUUCAAGCGGUACCUAGAUGCAACGUCGGAUGCAUUUGAGUGGGAUAUGAUUCAACCGCUUCCUGCUGGCGUGGUUAUGCCGUACAACAACUUGCCAAGUCUGAUUGACAAGGAGAGUACCCGUCAACAGUUGAACAAGUUGGUCGUGGUCAAACUGAAUGGCGGUCUGGGUACAACGAUGGGUUGCACCGGGCCGAAAUCCCUCAUUUCUGUCCGCAGCGAUCUGACAUUUUUGGAUCUCACUGUUCAGCAGAUCGAAGACACUGAUGUACAUAAUGCUAAUGGACAGGAGCAUACUCCGACCAAUUGUACUGGUCGCUGUUCGCCCCUCAUGGCUAAAACGGAUGCGAACGACACUGCGGCUGAUAUCGGAUUGGAUGACUCUAUUGGGGACACCAUGUUUCUGGAAACACGAGACCCAGAACCAGAGGAGCUGGCAUUGCUGUUGAGAGAUCCGCUUCCGCCAUCCGGCCUUCUGCUGGCAACGACGGAGAGCGUGCAGUGCUUCACCACUGACAAUGUUCCAGUGGAACCCAUCCUGUGUGAUGAAACUCGCCGCUUUACCCCUAAUUUAACAUCUUGCGAGAAAACGCUCUCUGCUUGUAGAUUGGCAAAUCGAUUGAUCCCCCUGCAUAGUUUCAUUAGGCUGCACGAAGAUCGAUUGACUGCUCCCGAUUCGGUGCUAGAAAGCACAGGAGUGUCGCCUGUUUCCGUCACCGGGGAUUAUCCCAGUUCGCUCGUAGCUGACUCGGUGAAGCUGCGUUCAAGUGUUGCAUCUUGCCCGAACAGACAAGAAACAUCGGCUCAGAUCUCGAAUCUUGGUGUUUCAAAACGCAGUGUUUCAGUCAACAUGCCUAACAUGUCCCCGAUGAGUUCGUUGAAUGUGCCGCUCGCUGGAUCGUCAGUGCGCAACCGCCCGGAUCAACCUAUUAUGGCCGUCUCUCCUGGUUGUUGCCUACGUGAUGUCAUGAGGGAGCUAAACCAGCUUACUUGGUUUCGUUUUCGUCGCCUAAUCCCCUGCGCCAUCACCGCUCUUGACUUCCGACUGAUCCUGACCGACGAUGAUUCCAUCCAGAUUGUGACCGCCGGAAUGGUGUCGGUCCCGGUUCCUGCUACCCGCACUUGCGCGUCAUCCUACAGACCCGUAUCGGACACUGUCUCCCAUUCAUCGAAUGCAGACAUCCUGGGUGUUGACAUUGCCACUUGCGAUGAAAGCCUCUUCGAGGGUGGUGUGAUCGACUACGGUAGUCGCAAAGCAAUGGACUGCUCUGAAACUCAGCAGCCUGUGGAUUCAUCACGCACUGAUCCAGCGUUUCAGAACAACCUACAUGGGUGUCUUUUGACUCCACUCUCUUGUGUGCCUGGCAUGGUUGUGGAUACAUACUUGGGAAACUUGGACUUCUUUUUCGUUCGUGAGACGAACGAUUUGAAGGAAGCUGGCGGGAUUCGCGGUUUCCUGCACACUGGUCUCGCGGAAGUUCAAGCUGUCGUCGGCGCGCACACUUCGAGUUUGGGAGGAAACGUUCUGCUGUCUUAUCAUCUCAGUGAGGUGCACAUCUUUCGCACAGCCUCGCGCAACCACGCACAAUGCCUGUUCAAUGUGUGUGGGGACAUGGCCAGAUUAUCUCCGAUACGGGUUCAGUAGACGCAUAUGGAAACGGGAAUACCUUCUAAUCAGAUAGCUCUACACACCCAUGUAAACUGUUUAUAACCGCGGAAUCUCAACGAUGUUGCCAAUUGUUGAUCAACCACUGACGUAUCCGCCAAAUGUGAUGUUUAAAGUAUACUUCUGUAUUUACAUCUCGAUUUCAAUAAACCCAAUUGAUC
Messenger RNA from Dicrocoelium dendriticum, 2039 nucleotides. NCBI's taxonomy places the organism in Eukaryota, Metazoa, Platyhelminthes, Trematoda, Plagiorchiida, Dicrocoeliidae. The record is from the annotation of a GenBank genome assembly.